AUGAAGUCCUACAGCCUUGUCGCAUUGGCGUUGAUCGCCAAUCCUUCUUAUUGCCUUAACAAGGGCGAAAACAUCCAUCUUCAAUGGUCGCUAUGUGACCGAGACGCAGCAGCCGUUCUGGAGAAGCUGGGCGAAGAAGUUCGUGCGCCUUACAAACAAAACCCGAUCACAUAUUUCGAUACGAUGCCGCCAACACACGCGCAGCAAGGCGUGAUGUUUCGCACAAAGGUCAACAAAGGUGACCCUUUUUCUGUCAUCAAGGUUCGCUUCGAUGAGAAACCCGCCCGCCUGCCUCCCGGCGCGGAUUGUGUCUGGGACCGAUAUGGAGACUAUAUCCCCUAUACGUGUGGAGCGCGGUAUCUGUUAAGCGACAAGACGAAGGAAAUAUGGAGCGAGGACCAAGUUCGCUUCGCCGAGAAGUACGACGACAUUGACUGGGAUGGUCUUGUCCCUUAUGGACCAUUCCCUGACGGCAAAUGGAAGUUGAAGAUCUUGGGACACAAAUCGAAGCUUGAUGAUGUUGUAGCUGGAAAAUUGCACCUCAUGGAGAUUGAGCUGUCGACCCCCAAGAUUGGAUCUGAGGAAGUCUACGAUAAGGUGACUAAGUAUCUUGAAGAGCACGGAGUGUUGCUCUGUGAUCCCCAGCAAUCGAAGACGGUGCGGCUAUUCCGUGACCGGGGACUUAUCGAUGGCCAGGCGAGCGAGGAACUGUGA
This is a messenger RNA of Fusarium pseudograminearum CS3096, 714 nucleotides long. RefSeq lists its product as uncharacterized. The transcript has a single exon. The record is from RefSeq and is a predicted model, not a curated record. NCBI's taxonomy places the organism in Eukaryota, Fungi, Ascomycota, Sordariomycetes, Hypocreales, Nectriaceae. The coding region runs from base 1 to 714 and encodes 237 amino acids.